Maudiozyma barnettii is the source of this 3000-nucleotide messenger RNA. RefSeq names its product Snf5p (gene SNF5). The record is from RefSeq and is a predicted model, not a curated record. The transcript has a single exon. Bases 1 to 3000 code for a protein of 999 amino acids. NCBI's taxonomy places the organism in Eukaryota, Fungi, Ascomycota, Saccharomycetes, Saccharomycetales, Saccharomycetaceae. Gene Ontology annotation, biological process: chromatin remodeling; regulation of transcription by RNA polymerase II. Gene Ontology annotation, cellular component: nucleus; SWI/SNF complex; nuclear chromosome. Gene Ontology annotation, molecular function: transcription coregulator activity.
AUGAACAAUAACAGUAACCAGGACGGUAUACGUGACGUACCGACCGAUGGUAGCAUUCAAAGUACAGAUAGCAACAACAAUUUUAAUGAACAUAACGCGCCACCAAAUAGAAACACUAAUAGCAAUAUUACUAAUGACCAAAAUAAUAUGCGUAAUGUGUUCAGCAAUAUAGGUACUCCAUCGUUCAGUUUUUCUCAGAUACCACAACAUGUAUUACAAUCGUUAACACCACAACAACUGAGGAUGAUUCAACAAAGACAUCAACAAUUGUUGUUAAGUAGAAUUCAACAACAACAACAAAUGCAACAACAAAAUAAUGCUAAUGUAGGGCAACAAAAUAUAAACGAUAACGCUACUGCAAAUAGUAGCCGUAACAGUAACAACAACAACAACAAUACUGCUACUAAUAAUAAUGUACGUGCAGCUAGCUCAGGAAUGAAUCAAAUGGAUGCGCAGCAACCACAAUCACAACAGUUGCCACCACAAGCACAAGCACAAGCACAAGCACAAGCACAAGCACAUGCACAAGCUCAAGCUCAAGCACAAGCACAAGCACAAGCACAAGCACAAGCACAAGCACAAGCACAAGCACAAGCACAUGCACAAGCUCAAGCACAAGCACAAGCACAAGCACAUGCACAAGCUCAAGCUCAAGCACAAGCACAAGCACAAGCACAAGCACAAGCACAAUCACAAUCACAACAAACCCCACAAAAUAACAAUCCUAUAAAUUCACAACAACCAGGUAUGAUCAACCUGCCACCUCAGAUAGCUCAAUUGGCAUUGCCAGCCCAAAUACAGGUUUUAAAUACAUUAAAACAGCAAGCAGUGUUGAAGGAAAACCCUGCUGCAGUUACUACUAUCACAAUGGCACUUCAACAAGUCCAACAACGUUAUCAACAACAAUUGGAACAAGGAGAUUCUAUGAUGCAAGGAAACAUGCCUAGCGCAGGUCAAUCCAUGAGUAACUCUCCUAUGAAUGUUCCUGCUCCUCAAAAGAGCGCACCAGCAGCUAAGCAGACUGCAACGAAAAGGAAACCAGCUCAGAAAAAGGCAAAUGCAGCUACGUCACAUGGAAAGGGUACAAAUUCCCAAUCUACAGCAGCUACCAAGAAAGCAGCAUCUACUGAGACUCAAAAACCUAAAAGGAAGACAAAACCGAAAACACCGAAAACUCCAGCAAAUAUACAAGCUCCAGCACCUACUGUUGUCGGAGAAACAUCACAAAUGAAUUUACAAAUGCCGUUACCUGAAUUAGAACUUCCAAAACUUGAGCUUCCUAAGUUUCAAACCAUUAAGUAUGAUCCGAAGGAAUCGAAAUUACCCACUACUGAUUAUUGGUCUUCAAAAAGUGAUAACCCAUCUACUGACACUUUACUGUACGAACAAAUAAUUAAACGUGAUGAACGAUUUAAAGAGGAUCACAGGAAGGAAAGUCAAGGGUAUGAACCAUUUAGCAUAUAUGGAUUCAGCAAUAAAGAAUAUAUUGCCAAACAGUUCCAUAUAUUAAAAUACUACCAGGAUUUAAAGAAUACAAGAAUGCAAAGUAUUACUUUGACUUCAAAAAAUAUUCCUGCUGCAAGUAUAUGGGGUACUGGUUAUGCAGGUUACGGUAAUGGUAACACAAAUGAAGUGACCAAUAUUAUUCCUGAAUAUAUACCUAAAGGGAUGCGUAAGAAUGUGUUAUUUGAUGAUGAAAUUGUCUACAAGGAUGCUAUGUCUGAUAAUGACUACAAUACAAGAGAUCAACUUGUCCCAAUUAGACUAGAGUUUGAUCAAGAGAGAGAUAAGUUCUUCUUAAGAGAUACGCUUUUGUGGAACAAGAAUGAUAAACUUGUCAAUAUCAAUGAGUUUGUGAAAGACAUGCUAAUGGAUUACAGAUUUGAUGAAUCUUAUGUCAAAUCACUAACACAUACUAUAUCACGUUCAAUUAAGGACCAAAUUUUGAAGUUCCAACCAAAUCCAUAUAUUGAAUUGAAUCAAUAUCGUGUUGGCGGUGAUGAUCUUAGAAUAAAGAUCAAACUCGACAUUGUUGUGGGGCAAAAUCAAUUAAUCGAUCAAUUUGAAUGGGAUAUAUCCAAUACAGAAAAUGAUGCUGAAGAAUUCGCUGAAAAUAUGUGCCAAGAAUUACAAUUACCUGGAGAAUUUCAAACUGCUAUCUCGCACUCCAUAAGAGAACAAGUACAUAUGUAUCAUAAAUCGUUAGCAUUAUUAGGUUAUACAUUUGAUGGUCAAGCUGUUGAAGACGAUGACAUCAGAAGUAGAUUAGUUUCGGUGAUAACAUUGGACGAUAUCUUUAGACCUCAAAGUGAGACUAAAAUCUACACCCCUAACUUGCUUCAAAUCUCUGCUGCUGAGUUAGAGAGAUUAGACAAGGAUAAAGACAGAGACACAAGACGUAAGAGAAGACAAGGCCGGUUCAAUAGACGUGGGUUUGGAUUGAUCACUGCCAAUAGCAAUGCAAACCUUGCGGGUGAAAGCGUGGGUGGAUCUACAGGUUUACUAAGUAACAGUAAAGCUAACGUACCUGGGAGUGCUUCUGGGAUUAGUAAUGGUGCCGCAGGGGCAACAGAUAUUCCAUUACCUGAUCUUUCUGAUCUACCAAGAACAUUCCGCACACCUAUACCGACCACUCUACUACCGGGUGGUGUGGACUUUGGUCCAUCUGUGAAUUCGUAUGAUUUAGAUACAACAAUAGAAUAUAAACCAAGACCUGCUGGUCCUAAACCACCUCCACCUCCAUGCUUUAUCAUUGACAACAUACCUGGUAAAUCAUUGCUUCUUUGCAUAAAAAUGAAGAAGAAAGAGACUGAAACAAAAAUGCUGCCCGAAUCAUCGAUAAAUGUGAAUAACGGUCCACAGCAGAUGAAAAGAGUAGGAUCAUCAGAAACAAAGAUGUCUAACCCAUCAAUCGUCGCAACAAAUACCAUUAGUUCCAUCUCAGAAAAUUUAUCAGACCAGACGGCUAACUUACCGCAGGACCCUAACCAAAUCACAUAA